This is a messenger RNA of Ceratina calcarata, 1265 nucleotides long. RefSeq names its product gametocyte-specific factor 1 homolog. The record is from RefSeq and is a predicted model, not a curated record. The transcript is spliced from 5 exons. Bases 340 to 1068 code for a protein of 242 amino acids. Lineage: Eukaryota; Metazoa; Arthropoda; Insecta; Hymenoptera; Apidae.
AGCCGAAAGCAUCGUUCACACAUUAUAAAUUAAUUAUAACAUCUGAAAAUACAGAAACGUGCAAAUGUUCUUUCUAGUUAUUAUUGAUUCGAUAAGCCCAUAAAAAGGGGACAAAAAUUGUUGUCCAAAGUCAACGAUUUUUUAAAUCACUGACGUCUUUUGUUUUCCAUUGAUAAAGUAUCCCUCUACUGGAAAUCUUGAGAAUCGUAAGAAAAUUAUCAUAAAUCAGAGUUGUGCAGAUGAUGUCAUGAUACGGUGACACUCGCGCGUACAGUUGCAGUUCCUUAUUCUAAUUAAAAGUUGAAGCCAGAUCAUUCGAAUAGAUUGUAAAAGUGUACCAUGUUCGAUCGCAAAGCGAUAGUAUCGUGCCCAUACGAUAGCACCCACAAGAUUAAAGAGAGCGUGUUGCCUUAUCAUUUGAUACGAUGCCGGCGAAACCAAAUAAAUUUGCGAAAAGUUAUAUGCCCCUACAACGUGUGGCAUGUGAUCGACGAAAAAGAAAUCGAGGAACACGUGGCGUGUUGUCCCAGCAGCGGGACCAUCAAGAAUUUAGAAUAUUGUUAUAGACCAUUAUACGAGUUGGGAACAGUAUCAUUGGAAACUACUAAGAACUUGCCUGUUGCUAAAAUGGAAGAUUGGAAAGAGGAAAAUGUACCCCAAUAUGAUCCUUGGAAAGUUACUGAGAGCAGAGAUGUAAUAAGGUGUUUGAUAGGAGGGACAAGAUCACAGAAAAAGAAAUUUAGAGAAUAUGAACAAAAAAGAUGGUCAAAUCUUUCAGAUGAAAGAACAUGGUCUCCGAACCUGCGACAGCAAUUUAAAACUUUACACAUAACUCCACAGAAAAUGUCGACGAAGGUAUUGAACCUUGCACAACUUAUUAAGAGCUUGGAACAUUUACAAUUCGAAGAUAUUGAUGUCAUUGCGAAUAAUAUUGAUCUUGAAAAGCUGAUUAUAAGCGAUGUAAAGCGUAGAAAUGCUACGAUCAAUGGGGAGCCUAUUCCAAAAAUCAUUGAAGAGGUAUUAGUGAAAGAACUUAGAAAACUUGUAGUUCACUGCUUGAAGGAAUGAAUCUCUGACAAUAACAUUGUGUAUACAGAUAUGCAGUAUUAUGUUUGCAUGACAGUAGCCUAAUACGUAUAUAGAUAUAUAUAAUAAAAAAUAAAGUGCAAAAGCAGGCUAUGGCACGAGAAACAGUGAGGCUUAAGUUUUUAUUUGUCUAUUCGUGUUGAUACUAUUAUGAUUAAAAUAAAGACAUUACACAUUAA